UAUAUUCAUAGCAUUGGAAAAACAUCGAUUCACUGGUAACCAGCCUUUUUACGCCCUUUACCUCGUCGAUUCAAAGAUACAAACCGAUAAAAAAAAUCUAGGCGAAAUUUCCUAAUCUUUCCUAUUUUCUUUGAAAGAAAAUAUCAGGGCCGUUUGAUUUUCGAUCGGACGGCUCACACCCAGCCAUCUUCCUUCCGGCCCCACCCAAUCCACUCCCAGCCCAGCAGAGCUCCAGUACUCCCCAUUCCGUCCGUGCCUCCCCCUAACCCCAACCCGCCUCCAGCUUCGCGCCGCCUCCAAACCCCCACAGUCCGCCGCCGGCGGCCAUGCUCCUCCACCACCGCCUCCUACCUCGCCUCCUCCUUUCCCCCUCGACCCCGGUCACCACCACCCUGCUCGUCCACCGCACCUCCCUCUUCCCGACCCGCCGCAUCCUCUCGCCCUGCUGCUCCGCGCUCUCCCAAGUGGCGGCGGCGCCGGAAACCGUCGACCACUCCGACGGCGACGAGCCCCAGGGGGAUGUGCAGGUUCAGCUACCUCUCGACCGGCUCUUCGUGCCGCCCGGGGCGAGCGUGUCCGCGGGGGACGCCGAGGCGGUGACCGCGCGGGUCCUCAAGGGCUCCAACAUCGUGCUGGGCCCGUACGCGCGCGGCGACGCGAACGUGAUCGCCGCGGACUUCGUGAAGAGCAGCGUCCGCCCCGAUGACUGCCCCAGGGACGGGCUACCGGAGUUCGCCCUUGUUGGCCGGUCCAACGUCGGCAAGUCGUCGCUGCUCAACUCGCUCGUCCGGCGCAAGCGCCUCGCGCUCACUUCCAAGAAGCCUGGGAAGACACAAUGUAUCAACCAUUUCAAAGUAAACGACAGUUGGUACCUUGUUGAUUUGCCUGGUUAUGGGUAUGCUGCUGCACCACAAGAAGCUCGCACGAAUUGGGAUGAAUUUACUAGAAAUUACUUCCUCGGCAGGGAGAAUUUGGUAUCAGUUUUUCUCCUAGUAGAUGCAAGUAUUCCAGCUAAGAAGAUUGAUCUUGACUAUGCUAGCUGGCUUGGUCAAAACAAGGUCCCCAUGACGCUAGUGUUCACAAAAUGUGACAAACGCAAGAAGAAGAAAAACGGUGGCAAAAGACCGGAAGAAAAUGUAGAAAACUUCCAGAGCUUGAUCCGUGAAUAUUUUGAGGCAGCACCCCCUUGGAUCAUGACGAGCAGUGUCACCAAUCAAGGCCGAGACGAGAUACUUCUGCACAUGUCUCAGCUCAGGAACUAUUGGCUCAAGCAUUAAGAUGAAAUAAAAAUACUAAUACUAGAACUCAAGCAGCAGCAACGCAUGCAAACCCUGUUGCUCAUUGAUGCCUCGGCAAUUCAGCACCUUUGCAAUCAGGCCUUCACCAACUGACUUGCCUUUUGAGCUGUUGAUUGUAAACUAUUGCCUCUGUACAUGAUUACUCAAUCAACAGAUUGGAGAAUUGGGGAAUACAAACAAGCUGCUACAUCAACUACCCUAGGUUUUCUAUUUGUAUAUCGUACAAUCUCAGCUUUUUCUGUUUGUUGUUUUCUGAUUAUAAGCUGGAGCAUUCUGUUGGUUAAAAACAACUGCUAUCAGCUGGUCAUGAUUGGGAAUCCCAGUUUUUGUUUGUUAUGUGCUCCCUUGGACCCUGCAUCACACACAUGGCAAGGAGUACAUGCAUGAUGCAUUUGACAUGUUAAAGAAUGAUUUGUGUGAUGUACAGAGUAUUGAAAAUGCCAUAUUAUUGGGAUAUAUUAUACAAUGUUUUCUUUUA
Molecule: messenger RNA, 1776 nt
Organism: Oryza sativa Japonica Group (Japanese rice)
Lineage: Eukaryota; Viridiplantae; Streptophyta; Magnoliopsida; Poales; Poaceae
Product: GTP-binding protein At2g22870
Molecular function (GO): GTP binding
Source: RefSeq, a predicted model, not a curated record